Molecule: messenger RNA, 1116 nt
Organism: Loxodonta africana (African savanna elephant)
Lineage: Eukaryota; Metazoa; Chordata; Mammalia; Proboscidea; Elephantidae
Gene: BCL2L12
Product: BCL2 like 12
Exons: 8
Coding region: 201-1007 (268 amino acids)
Biological process (GO): regulation of extrinsic apoptotic signaling pathway
Source: RefSeq, a predicted model, not a curated record
UGCUGGGAGCUCCAUAUGCAAAUAUGUGGGCGGGCAAUGCCCCGCCCCUUUACGUCUCGGCACGCAGCAACCCAGCCCAGUGCGCAGGCGCGGGGAAGUUAACUUUUGCAGAAAAGUUUGUACAAGUUCAGUAGAGGAGGUGACGGAGGCGGGGCCCAGGGCCAGUCCAGCCCCCAGCCUCCUCUCUUGCAGGUGUCUCCAUGGCAGGCUCGGAGGAGUUGGGGCUUCGGGAGGACACACUGAGGGUCCUAGCGGCAUUCCUUAGGCGGGGUGAGGCUGCCGGGUCCCCUGUUACAACCCCACCCAGGAGUCCCAGCCAGGAGCAGUCAACAGACUUCCUAAGCCGCCUUCGUCGAUGCCUUCCCUGCGCCCAGGGUCAAGGAGCAGUUCCCCCCGAGUCCCCUCGGCCUUGUUCCCUGCCCCUCCGCCCUUGCUAUGGUUCAGAACCUGGCCCAGCUACUCUGGACUUCUACACCCUGGUGGCUCAGCGGCUUGAAGAGCUGGUCCAAGAGCAACUGAGAUCACCACCUAGCCCAGAGUUACAGGGCCCUCCACCCACUGAGAAAGAAGCCCUGCUGCGGAGGCUGGUGGUCUUGCUGGAGGAGGAGGCAGAAGUUAUCAACCAGAAGCUGGCCUCAGACCCAGCCCUGCGCCGCAAGCUGGCCCGUCUCUCCACGGGCUCUUUCUCACGCCUUGCUGAGCUGUUCUCUAGCCGCGAGACCAGUCCUCGACCCAGCCGCACACACCCCUCGUUACCGUGCCCUGGGCCCCCACCGCCUUCCCCGGAGCCCCUGGCCCGCCUGGCCCUGGCCAUGGAGCUGACCCGGCGCGUGGCCCGGCUAGGGGGCACCUUGGCCGGACUCAGCGUAGAGCACGUCCACAGCUUCUCACCCUGGAUCCAGGCCCACGGAGGAUGGGUUUCUGCCAUAUACAGAUUCCAGCUUUUGCAGGUGCAUGAGGGCAUCCUGGCCCUUUCUCCUGUGGACUUGAACUUACCCCUGGACUGAGAUCUUCUUCAGAAGCUGCUGCAAACCUGGAUGUCAUGCCCCUGCUCCCUUCAUGUGCUUCUGCAGCCUUCCUGUUCCCACUCAGGGCUGCGCGGUGCUGGCCGCCCCA